Rhincodon typus (whale shark) is the source of this 2558-nucleotide messenger RNA. Its product is annotated as probable G-protein coupled receptor 132. Gene Ontology annotation, biological process: negative regulation of G2/M transition of mitotic cell cycle; G protein-coupled receptor signaling pathway; G1/S transition of mitotic cell cycle. Gene Ontology annotation, cellular component: membrane. The record is from RefSeq and is a predicted model, not a curated record. Gene Ontology annotation, molecular function: G protein-coupled receptor activity. Lineage: Eukaryota; Metazoa; Chordata; Chondrichthyes; Orectolobiformes; Rhincodontidae. The coding region runs from base 359 to 1387 and encodes 342 amino acids. The transcript is spliced from 4 exons.
GCCAGUUCUACCAUUUACCAGGAUCAUGGAUGAUCUUCUACCUCGAUACCAUAGUAACAGGAGCAGAGCACGCUGCCACGUCCUGUGUGACACUCUGUGAAACCAGUUUUAUCAAUGAGAGGACUGUAAUCACUGAGUGACUCCCUGUCGAUUACCUUCUGUGCGAAACAUUGCUUUGGAAAGCCUUCCCCAUUAGCUGCUGAACCUGGCUGCUGGCUUUUCGUGAUUCACGGAUGAAGACUCUCAAAUCCCUCGGUUCUGCAGUGUUCCGCAGUUAUGUUUGGUGUUAAGGACCCUGUCCAUCAGGUUUUUUUCGAGAGUGUGUGGCUAAGAUGGUCCCGGGAUUUCCUUUGCAAUAAUGACCCACAAUUCUAGUAAGAUUCCAGCCUGUAACAUAAGCUAUGACCAGGGCAGCGUGCCACUGGUCACUGUCUACAGCUUGGUACUUGCUAUCGGGGCCCCUGCCAACCUGGUGACCUUGUUCCUGUCCCUGAUAAAGAUCUGCAGGAAGAAUGUCCUCUCGGUUUAUCUGUUCACCCUCUCGCUGUCUGACCUGCUGUACAUGGGCACCAUUCCCCAGUGGAUCAUAUACGUCAAGAACCACAAUAAGUGGACCCAGAGUGACACAGCAUGCCAGAUGACUGGCUUCAUCUUCUUCAACAACUUGUACAUCAGCAUCCUCCUUCUGUGCUGCAUCUCGACUGACCGCUGCCUGGUUGUCCUCUACCCUAUCGAGUCCAAGUGGCGCCGUCGGCGAAGGACAGCGGUGGCGGUGUGCUUUGCUGUCUGGCUCCUAGUGAUGGUGGUCCACCUGCCUGUCUUUUUCCUGUCAAGUGUGAAGAAUGUCAAGGACAAGAAUGACUCAUGCUUUGAGACCAUCCCCAUGCCCCCACUAGUGGCCAAGUUCAACUAUGCCCGAUUCUGUGUGGGCUUCUGCAUCCCCUUGUUCAUCCUGGCCCUCACCAACCUGUUGAUCUUCCAAAGGAUCCAGGCCAGCCCAUGCCUCAGCCUCCGUGAAAAAUCCAAGGUGAAGUACCUUGCCAUCGCCAUCAUACUGAUCUUCCUUGGUUGCUUUGCCCCGUACCACAUCAUCCUCCUCGGCAGAGCCAUCGUCUUCUCCCUGUAUCCGGACAGCUGCUGGUUUGAGGAGAAGAUCUACAGCGUGUCGACCCUCUUUCUCUGCCUCUGCACCAUUAACAGCGCCAUCAACCCGAUCCUCUACAUGUUCUCCUGUGAGAGUGUCAGGCAGGAGCUCUGUAGAGAGAUCCAGUCCAUCAGAAACUGCUCCAGUCGCCGUAGCAACAGGUCAGAGAGUUACAUUCUGAGAAAUGGGCAGAUAUCAGGCACGUCCAUGUACAGAAUAGAACAUGUUACCACUGAAAACUGACCUGAGAUUGGAUAAAGAACUUGCAUAUGGUGACUGACAUUUAACGUAAACUCAUGUUCUCAAUUAAACACGACUGGAUUGCAGAGUAAACUCCAAUAGGGUCAUGUUAGUGGUCAGCUGGGAAUGCUAUGCAAAUUUCUGUGUGCGCACAAAACAAUAGAGCCUUCCACCAGUUCCACAUGGUCUGGAAAUGACCCGACAAUUCCCUCUCAGUAUUGCUAAUGAAGCUAAUGUGCUGGAGCCCCUUGUCUAACUACCUCGACCCAGGGCCAAUGGGGAAGGAGAUUGAGGUCAGGAGGUUACAUUUGCUCCCCGUCUCACCUGAAGGUAGUCUUGAGACUGUGCCAGGUGAUGUGGACAGCGUACUGGAAUAUGGCCCGCGUUUCCGGUGGUUCGUCUGUCACUACAGGAUUAUCACGCUGAGAAUCUUUGGGAGUGAUAGUUGACAGGGGAUGGUGUGACUCCAAAGGGAAAAUUAUUCAGAGCAAGCUAUGUGUCCUGUCACCAAAUCUACUGCUUCCUUCGUCUCUGGGGACAAUGAGCAAAGGAAUGUGGGUCAGUCAGCCUGACUCCAACCACUCCAACAUCAAUUUGACCAACCUUCGUACGAUCACUCCGUAAUACCAGCAAUAGUCAGGUGUUGUCUACAGCCUGUCUGAGAAUCUAGUCAAAGGAUUGUAACUUUGGGACAGUCUGGAUCAAUUCCCAAAGGGCUCAUAACAGUUAGGAUCCAGAAUUCAGUCGAGAUUGACAGUUUCAUUCAGGGACGUAUUGUUCACUAGGACAACUAGAUUUUUGAAGGUUUUUAACAGUCAUGGAAACAAGCAGAAUCCAAUCAGCCAACAAACCUGCCAUUCUGUGAGAUGGUGGCUGACCUUAUUAAUUUCCCUGAGUUAGCGCUACAUUUUUGUACACUGUUGACCAGCAAAAAUCUAUCAAUCUAAAAUUUAAUGUUAUCCACUGAGUGAACAUUGCUUGUAUUUAGUGCACACAGUUCCCACUUCACGCUGUUUUCAUGAACACAAGGUUCCUAAAUUCCCUCCUGAAUAACCUGACUCUGGGGUUUAAGGUUGUAACAUCUUAAGAAGUAGGAGCAGGAUCUUCUUACUCUGUUCCUCAAACCUGCCCCACCAUUCAAUACGAAUCAGAGAUAGUAGGAACUGAAGGGUCU